GUUCGCGGCCGGGGCUGCUGCUUUGUCGGGGGGCACUUCCUCCUCCUCGCAAGGGUCGUCUGGAGGGCCCGGGUCCAACCCUCUCUCUCGCAAGCUCCGCAAAGUGCUGGAGACGCGCUUGGAGACGGACAAGGAGAUGUUAGAAGCGCUCAAGGCUCUUUCAGUCUUUUUUGUAGAAAAUAGCCUGCGUACCAGAAGAAAUUUACGUGGAGAUAUGGAACAUCGCAGCUUAGCUAUAAAUGAAGAAUUUGUUCACAUUUUCAAGCAAGUGAAAGAGGAACUUGAAAGCAUAAAUGAAGAUGUGAAGUUUAUGAGCAGCUGCUGCCAGGACAUGACCAAUCACUUGAAGGCAACCAAGGAGCAAACCCAGGAUUUAAUAGAAAAGACAACUAAGCUUCAAGCAGAGAACCAUAGGUUAGAACUGAAAGCACAGAUAGCAGAUGCUUUCAUAGCAGAAUUCCAGCUUUCUCCAGAAGAGAUGAAUGUCCUUCGAAGCACAAGAGAUGGGCCUGUUACAGAGGACUUUUUUAAGGUAUUGGGGAGAGUAAAACAAAUCCACAACGAUGUCAAGAUUCUUCUGCGCACAAACCAGCAGAGAUCAGGCCUAGAAAUUAUGGAACAGAUGGCUUUGCUUCAAGAGACUGCUUAUGAGCAGCUUUACCGAUGGGCUCAAGGCGAAUGCAGAACUUUAACCCAAGAAUCCUGUGACAUUUCCCCAGUUCUAGCUCAAGCAAUGGAAGCUUUGCAAGACAGGGCUGUUCUCUAUAAAUACACCCUUGAUGAGUUUGCAACAGCCAGAAGAAGUGCUGUGGUCCGUGGUUUUAUCGAUGCCCUUACUAGAGGAGGUCCAGGAGGAACCCCCCGGCCUAUCGAAAUGCAUUCCCACGAUCCUUUGAGAUAUGCAGGAGACAUGUUGGCUUGGCUGCAUCAGGCUACUGCUUCAGAAAAAGAGCAUCUGGAAGCCCUGUUAAAACAUAUCAAUACUGAAGGAGUGGAAAAAAAUAUGCAAGAAGUGAUUGGACACAUCACGGAAGGCGUUUGCCGGCCUCUGAAGGUUAGGAUUGAACAGGUGAUCGUAGCUGAACCAGGAGCAGUCCUACUGUAUAAAAUUUCUAAUCUUCUCAAAUUUUACCACCACACCAUCAGUAAUAUUGUGGGGAACACCGCAGCCAUGCUUUUAACUACUAUGGAAGAGAUGCACGUUUUGAGUAAAAAGAUAUUCUUCAACAGUCUGAGCCUUCAUGCAAGUAAACUGAUGGAUAAGGUUGAACUGCCGCCUGCAGAUCUUGGCCCAAGCUCUGCACUGACUCAAACCCUUGCUCUGCUGCGGGAGGUCCUAGCAUCGCACGACUCUUGCGUCAUUCCUUUGGAUACCCGUCAAGCUGACUUUGGGCAGGUUCUCUCCUGUGUGCUGGAUCCCCUGCUGCAGAUGUGUACUGUGUCUGCCAGUAACUUGGGGUCUGCUGACAUGGCAACUUUCAUGGUGAAUUCACUUCAUAUGAUGAAGACAACGCUGGCUCUGUUUGAAUUCACGGAUAAACGGCUAGAAAUGUUACAGUACCAGAUUGAAGCGCACUUGGAUACCCUUAUAAAUGAGCAAGCUUCCUAUGUAUUGAAUAGAGUGGGCCUGAGUUACAUCUAUAACAUUGUACAGCAGCACAAACCAGAGCAGGGUUCCUUGGUAAAUGUACCCAGUAUGGAUUCCAUGUCAUUAAAAGCUGCAAUGGUCCAGUUUGAUCGUUAUUUGUCGGCUCCCGAUGGACUGCUAAUGCCACAGAUAAACUUUCUUCUAAGUGCUACCGUGAAACAGCAGAUAAUAAAACUGUCCACGGAACUAGUCUGCAGAGCCUAUAGUGAAGUAUAUUCAGCCGUAAUGAAUCCAGACAAUGGCUAUAAAGACCCAGAAACAAUAUUGCCCAGAUCUCCUCAUCAGGUUCAAGCACUUCUCUCCUAACCUUAGCCAAAAUGGAGUUUCUCACUGUUUAAGAUGUGUUUCUAUACAGAGCCUCCCAGCUGUUGGAACGAUGGAAUUGUUGCCUUUGUCCGCUGUAGGAUAUUGUAAAUAAAAUGUUUUUUCUGAACUUUGAAUACCAGCAGUGGGCAUAAAAAAUUUCUAAAGAGGCACUGACGUUAUUGGAAGCACAUUUGGCACUACUAGUGCAAAGCUUAUCAGCGUUCAAGGGGCCCUCUAAAUCUAUUUGUAAAUGUCCAGCAUAUAUGGAAGUGAGCAAUUUCCUGUAAAUCAAUGUACUUUGCUUUAGACUUUGACUUCACAACACGACUACCCUUGAAAACAAAACGACACACUCAUUAUUUUUGACCUCAGCAUGAGGAAUCGUGUGCCGCUCUCCCCUCUCCCAUCUUGUACUAAGAGGAAAUUUCAAUUAAACUUCAAUUAGACUAAAUAAAUGGUAUAAAUGGAAUACCUGAAAAUAUAAGCCCUGGACAAAAUAAGUCUUUGGAUGCCUUAAUUAAAAGCUAAAGAACAAAUGCUUUUAAAGAUAAGUCAGAAAUUAAGAGCUGAAUGGUUGCUUUUGACUCUCCUUUUCCACUCCUGCUCUUUGAGUUUCAACAGGGGCUUAUUCUGUCCAUUAGGGAAAGGAAAAUGCAGUCAGCAUACGGCUAUAAACAUCCAGCAACAAAAUGAAGAGCCAAAGCCUAUUAGCUUUCCUGAUAGCAGGCUAGGAUUCUUUUCCGGUAGAAGUACACUGGUAGAUACUGUUCCCAUAUAGCUCAGGAAGUCAGUGGUUACAUUAACUUGCAUGCACAGUAGGAGUUCAAAUAAAGACCUCGACAUUUUUCAUCCAUUUAAUUUGUUUAUUUCAAUGCCAUCCCAGAAAGCUGGGGCAGGUGAAUGGAAAAAGCAUUUAAACCUGCGGACAAUAUAAACAAAAUGAGUUUUCGGGCACUAAAAUUACGUUAAAAUUCACUAACCUGUCGUCAGCUUAUCCCUGACCCACACAAGCCAGCACAAAGAGAUAAGCUUCUGAAAUAUGCUCUCGCUUGGAAAGCAGCCAGUUUUCCUGGAAGUGGGUGUUCCAUAAACAGAAGAUACCUCUCGGUGCAUUUUAGCUGUUUGAACAUGGAAUUGUUACAGGGGCAGCUUCGAUCACCCUGGGAUUGUGAAGGAGCCUAGGCGAGAUAAUGGUCCCUAAAGUGUCUAGACCAGGCUUCCUCAACCGUGGCCCUCCAGAUAUUUUGAGACUACAGUUCCCAUCAUCCCUGACCACUGGUCCUGCUAGCUAGGGAUCAUGGGAGUUGUAGGCCAAAAACAUCUGGGGGGCCGAGGUUGAGGAAGCCUGGUCUAAACUGCUUUAGGGCUUUAAAAGAUCAACAACAGAGCCUUGAAUUGGAAUGGAUAAGACAUGCAACAGGAGCACAUGUGUAAAAUGCCCUCAGCAUCCCUCCCCUUUUAGGAGACAAAGAACCUCACUGUGCACCAGUUGAAGCUUCUAAGCAGCCUACGAUGACCAGGUAACAAAUCUUAAAAUGACCAGAUGCAUGGCUUUAAGUGUCCAGGUGCCACGUCUGACCAAAAAAUGGUAGCCUACUCAGGUGAUUUAAGUCAGAGAAAGAUGCUUCAGGCUAUCACCCAACCCAGGCACUGCGGAUUCGGCAAUUAAUCUGGGAGCUGGCCAAAACUAUUGGCUUGAGUGACCAGAGGUGACCUGCUGUUAUCAAUCACUGCCAUCCCAACCACGCCACACAUACAUCGUCUGUCAGUCAUCAUUACUCUGUGUCUGCAAGCACCUGCUGUUGGGUCACAUAGAAUCAUAGAGUUGGAAGAGACCACAAGGGCCAUCCAGUCCAACCUCCUGCCAAGCAGGAAACACGCUUACCCAGCUUGCAACUAUGGCCAGCAAGUGAGAUAAAAUUUAUUUGUGAGGGAAUGCCCAAUGGGUUUUUAAAAAAAUAAAAAUAAAGAUUUUCUUGGUUUACAAAAGUCCAUGCCUUGUCUCUCUUUUCAAGUUGUACAGUCUUUUCUACAGAUCAGUUACAUUUGUUAUGAGACAUUAGUGUUGAGUAUACGGUGUAAGGUCAGGAAGAAGAGGGGCGCAAAGGAGGGGUGGUAGUGAAAUUUAUAUUUUUUGCAGUGUAUGUGUGGGGUCAACUAGAUAGGUUCUUUUUCUGUUCGCUUGUUACGUUUCCGUGGUAGUGAGAGAGGUUGGGGGCCCAGGGUGUGGUUGGUUGUUCGUUGUUUGGCUACAAUGAGGUUUCUUUGCAAUUAUGACGGGGAGGGCUUGUUGGGUCAGGUAAGCCAGCCAGAUUGAUUCGUAUGCUGUCGGUGGGUUCUUGUUGUCUUGUUGGGCUGUGUAUGUGAUAAGGGGGAGCCCUAUUGGGGUGAAGGCGUCCUCUUCUAUUUGUCCCCAUGUCAGUUUCAGUAAGCUUUUCUACUAAGGUGGUUUCCCAGACAAUUUGGUACCACUGGUCCAUGUUCAGCUCUGACAGGUCUGGCUAUGAGGCUUCUGGCUGCUGAGAGAAGGGGAGGGAAUGCCCAGUUAAAAUAGAUGCUGAUAGCAAUGGAUGAAUCAGUUUUUGUUUCUCUCACCUUUCAUGUUCCAUUCACAAGUUCACCACCUGCCCACAUUGGUUUGCAGUUUUAGUUUUAGAAAUUCUCCGCAGAAAUUCAUCAGCAUCUUAGUGUGAAUUUCUCCGAAUCGACGCUUUUAUUUGCAUGCAAUUUCCCCUAAUGUAUUUAUAUGUGACUUUCAUUAAUGUAGACAUUCUAUGCACUCUUUCCCCUGAUAUCCACAUUUUUUGCACCCUUUUUUUGUGGAACAGCACCACAAAAUUCAGAGAAGUCCAAAUUUCAAAGAAGAGCUGCGUUUCAGAUUACGUAUUGCAUUAGGAAUUGCAAAUCAGGCAGGUUAACAUUAAAAUGCAAACUAUUCACAUUAAAAUGCAAACCAAAAAUGCAAGAAGCAUUUCUGCCCCAUCCCUUGGUGGUAACUGCUUUGCUUAAAAACAACAACAACAACAACCAGUUGACUGACAUAAUUACCCAUCUUAUUACCAGUUUUUAACCUAACUAGUACAACAGGGCUCCCCCCCCUCCUCAAGCUCCCCCCCCAUUGGAUUUGGGGGAAUCAGGAGAAUCUUCAGAACAGCACACAGCUGGGAGGAAAAGGGGGUAUUCCGUCUGUCAUGCUGAAAUGCUUGGCUAAUGGAAUGAUUGCCUAAUGCUAUGGCAAAUUCUUUCCUCCGUAUUCCUAUAGCAGCUUUUCAGUUCUGACCGCUAGUUUGAAUGCCCGUGGUUGGAAAAAGUUUGCUUUCAGACCUCUCUUGCCCUCGUGAUCCUGGCAAGGAAAGCACACCUCUGUUGGCUCACCCUCCUGAUAACUUUUUCUCCUUUUUCUUGAGCAGCCAAGAAGAGAAGGAACUUUAAAUUGCUGGGCGUUUGCUUCUGUCUCCUCAACGCUUUGGCUGCUUUCCCCCUGCUACUGACUUUGCAGGUGAUGAUAUGUGGAAUUGCAGCGAGGGUGGAGUGUGCCCUUGAUUUGGGGUAUGCAAAUUGUGUGUGAUCAGCAUAGCAGAACGAGACAUCUCUCCAAGUAGCAUUCAUCAUCACUUUGGGAGAGUCUGAAUUAUUUCCUUGGGUGAGAAUCAUGGAAUUCCCCAGCUUUGCACAGCUGCUGUUUACAGCAGCCCAGGGAACAACGAUCUGUUUAAUUUCAACCAUAUUGAAUUAAGAAUGUCUGCCUGUCUUCACCCUGAAGUGUGGUAGGAAGUAGAUUUGACACACCCUCUCUCUCUUCCAAGUCAUUUGUUUCCAGAGUAGAUGUUUUGUGUAAAGGUGGGGUAGGAGACAUUCUGCCAUAGCUGCCAAGUUUUCCCUUUUCUCGCGAGGAAGCCUAUUCAGCAUAAGGGAAAAUCCCUUAAAAAAAGGGAUAACUUGGCAGCUAUGCAUUCUGCUCCACUCCUGAAUUUCUGUCUUUGUCUCUUACCAUUGAUCUGUAAUAAUGCUUUGUCGCUAUGCCACAUGUAAAGACACUAACAUCACCAUUUCAUUGCAGAGAAGAUACAGUUCAUUAUCUGGCUGCAUGUAUAUAAUUGCCGUGAUUUCUGCAGUCAUGUAAUUUGAGCUUUGUCAAGAAAUCACUUCAGUGGGGAACCUUUUGCCCUCCAGAUUUUGCUAAACUUCCGCCACACAGGUCCUCCAUGCACACUGCCCAGGUUUAUGCCCCAGAAAGGUCACUUUGGCACUGCUAACACAGCAAAAACAAUGCAGGAAGCAGCACUUACGAGUUACCGGUCUCUGCAGCCACAGCAGGCACUGUGAUUCUCCAGCGGUUUGACUUCGCUCCUGGAGGCGUGCUCCAUUGUCUUUCGAGACAGAUGUUUGCCAAAUACCAGGAGUCAUCAUUCCUAGCAAGCAUGGCCAACUGUCAGGGUUAAUGAGCGUUGUAGUUCAACAACAUCCGAAGGGCCACAUGUUCCCCAGUCCUGCCAUGACACAUCAGAGAAAUGUAGCUAAUUUACAUCAUCAUCAUCUCACCCAAAGAACAAUUGAGAGAGAAAAGAAAAAACAGCAUAAAACUGAACAAAAUCAUAGCAAUAUGUUAAAGAUACCCUGUGCUAAGAUAUUUCCAGUGCUGCUUACAAAUGGAUCAUCAGUAAAUUCAGUUUCCCUCAGCAUUUGCAUCUCCAAAAACUUGACUCCACCUUGCUGAGUUUAGCAAAGGCUACUUUGGCUGGAGAGAGAUUGGCCAUACAAGAGAGCUAUCUGUUUACCCAGCUACAACCAGAAGUAGCUCUCCUCAUCCCAAACACAAUCUUCAAACACUCUUUCCUUAUCGCUACAUGGAGCUGGACCUUUGUCACCGCCUGUGUGAAAACCUUUUGAAGACUGUGUUGCCUUUGGAAAGUUGCACGGUGGUUUCUCAGAUCAGCACUGUACCAGAUGUUUGGCCAUGUUUGUCAACCAGGUGAGUAGGGUGAUCAUUUUUAAAACAAAAAUCAUUCAGAGUAGCUGUACUUGUCCAUGUGUGUCAUGGAGUUGAAGUGGUUUGAGGAACAGUUAGUCUUACUUUCAGCCUGUCACUAGAUGGUGCCAAAAAUCCGUAUUGGAACAAAGUAUGUCAGAUUUCCGCUUCUGCAUCAACUCUAAUGGCGUGGAAAAGGGCUGUCCCCCAGGUGAUGGCUGCAGGAGGCAUUAAUCUCCCUGUUCUUUGCAAUGUGGUCACUUCUCCAGAUCUGGAAAAUGAUUGCCAGAGUUCUGUCUCAGCCAACGCGUUCUCUGUGCACCUUCUCUGGCUUUCAUCAUAAGUUCUUCUAACUGUGUAACAUGGGAACCUGAGAAUACUCUACUGACUGUAAAAUGGGGUGGGACCACUAGUGAGGGGGGUGCUUUCUCAAUUUGUUACCAGGGGGGUGAAGUUUACACAUAAGAGAAUCCACCCUCCUUUCUACCCCAGUAAUUUGGAUGAUAUUCUUUCAUUUUCUGCCCUUAAAGGCCACCAACUUCUCUUCUACCUUUUGAAAGUCGGACUUCUUUCAUUGCUGCAGCGAUCUUUUCUAAGUAACAGCCUUUAUCUGGCAACAUGCCCUUUGUAGAUUCAGCUUUUCUUUUUCUGUAUUAUAUCUCCAGGGUCAGAUAGAAUCGGGAUGUCUGGAAUGUCUGUGCCUGUUGCCACAAGUUUCCUUCCUUAUUUCGCCAAAGCAUCCAUCCUUCUGAUGAUUCCCUGCUUUGCCCUGCUGUUCGUAUGCGGCUGAAGGAAUUAGACCAGUGUUUCCCAAACCUGUGUUUCCAACUUUUUUCAAACUACAAUUCCCAUCUUCCCUGACCACCGAUCGUGCUAGCUAGGGAUGAUGGGAGUUUUAGUCCUAAAGCAGCCAGUCACCCAAGUUUGGGAAACGCCGGAUUAGGCCGAUGCUGUGCUGAAAAAGGAACAAAUCUCACUUCCACGCACUGCUAUCUACAGAGUGCUGCCAUGGAUGGCUGAGGGGUGGACAUGCUUUUCACCUUUCUUGACCUAACGCUUCUUUAAUUAAUGAAAACAUCUCGGUGUCUAUUUGCAUAAAGUAGCCAUCACAACUUGACAGUGGUGUGGCGUGGAGGGAGGAGGUAGACAUUUGUGUGAACCACAUCAGCAUGGAGGCCAGAGACCCUCUUUAGAAUUGGGGAGACACCUGCAAUAAGCAGCCAAGCAAUAUGGCACCUGAGCACAUGCGCUGGGUUCUGCCCAACCUUUGGGGGGCUCAGCACUUGCAUGUGACAUCACAUGGUGGGAGGAGGCCUCCUUACCCAUUACUCAGUCCAGAUGAUCAUUAGCUGAUUGCAAGCUGUCAGUAAAGUUUUGGCCAAAUUUAAAACCCCAAAUAUCUCUACCUCUUCCUUGCCAACCACAGUCAUUCUUCUCUUACCUCUCCAAAGGAUCAGGCCUGUUGCCACAAAGUCUUACAUUACAAUUCAUUGUAUUUCUAUGCAGAUGUCAGUCAGACUCUGUUUGGUGGGGCUUACAGAUGUGGAAAUGUUAACCUGAUCACCUCAUGACAACGCUUUGCGGCUGCAAUUAUAUAGCCAUUUACCCAGGAGUAAGUCCCGCUGAACUCAAUGAGACAUACUUCCGAGUAGGGUUGAAAAUAAGUCGCAAUGGGGAUCAAUUUGGGGCUUCCCACAACCUAUUUUACACAAGGCUUUCAAAUAAUUGGGCAGCCCUCUCUACAAAGUGUUUGGACUUCUGAAAGUUAGUUUCAUUUAUGUUCUUCCUCUCAAACUAGGCAAGGCCCGUAAAGCGGAUCACAGGGCCACCACCGAAAAUGCAAUGAAAUUAGCAAUGCUAAAAUCCUUUUGUGACAGAGAGUUAAGGAGGGCAGGAUACAAAUGUAUGCCAUAAAAUAAAUACAUGUAUAAGAGUUACAUGUGAUUCUCGGUUAGGCAGUCACACAGCUUUAAGCAGUCCAGGCAGACACACUGCCAUACAGCACCAGAUGUCAUGCUUUAAAUGCAAUGUGAAGGAAAAGCAGAGUCUGUCCUGUUCCAUCCUGCAAGCAGGGGGUAGAUACAGGCAUGGGCUUACCAUGUAGUCACCACGCAGCCUGUUAAUGUACUUCUGAUAUGAUUACAACUCAACAAAUAACUUCGCCGUGGAGCAAGAAGCAAGUCACACCCACAACACUAGUAUAAACAAAUCCUCAGGGGACAAACGUAUGUUGUAUUUAAACAGGAAUUCAAGGGGCAGGAGACCUAAACUUUGAUCCUGCAAUGUUGAGCAACGUGUGUUUGGAAUGCUCCCUCCCCGCGCCCCCAUUCUGGUUCAGUUUGUUUUUGAAACUGAGCUCCGUUUCUUGAAGGCUGCCAUGUCCCGAAGGCACUUCAUAAAGGCACCCAGAAGGAGGAGGUAGCCGCUUAGGCGCAAGCAGUUGCAGAAAUAUGUUUGCAGAAAUCCAAUGCAAAGCGAGGCUACCAACGGCUAGCGAGAAAAAGCAAACAAUGUGUUUUGGCAACGCGCUGCAGCCCCCCUGCUUAAGACACUGGGAAAAAAAGGUCACAAGUGCAUUAUUUUGCCAUUGUGCAAAAGCGACGAUCCAGUGAAAAUUGCCUGUUACCAUGUGACGGUGGAGAGGGCAGCACUGGUGCUAUUGGGCCGUUUAAAGUUUGCAAGAAGAUAAGUAUCUGGCCUUCCUUGAAGCGCCCUGCUCCUUCUCAGGAAUUGUACAGCAGGGCAGGGCAGCGCCUCCAAAUUCUUUAAACGAAACAGCAACGCUAAAUUAGCAAGAUUUGCAGAAAUCAGAACAGGCGUGGAGGCGUCAAUCAUUAAUUGGAUCUCAAUGAAAAGCCCAUUUUUGCCUUUCAUUCCUGUUCAGCCACAUCCUAUACAGCAGCCGUGUUUACAGUAGAAUGUAUUCAAAGGACUGAAUAUUGUAUCCAGCCGUGCAGAUCAGAGUUUUACAUUAUUUGAGGAAGACAGGCUGUUCCUUCCUACGCAAAUAGCCAUAGACUGACCAGCGCGGGAUCUCACCUAUCAUAUGCAAGGAGUAUUUACAUUUCGUAAAGCUAAUUGACAGUUCUCGGUUUCAUCAUCUUCCUCUGCAGAAUGUCAACAAAUCUCUAGUCUGAGUAAUCUGGAAUCUAUGUGCUGCAACCUGGUCAGGGGCCAGGAUAUCACAAGAACUGCCUUUUCCUAUAAGAACUUAGAUUAUCUUCUGGGGCCCUUUGCCAUCUGAGGGCACCACAGGUCAGGGCCUUUUCUAGGUUGGCACCUAAGUUGCCGUAUUCCCUUCCAAGGGAAAUGUGCCUAGCUCCUCUCAGCAAAGGAGUUAAGGCUGCAGAUUAAGGCCCUGCUAUUUCAAAGCACAUUCGGAAGCAGCACGCCAUCGGUUUUUGGCUUUGACGAACUUCAGUGUUCUGUUUGAUUUUUAAUUGUAUUGUAGAGCCU
Zootoca vivipara (common lizard) is the source of this 10379-nucleotide messenger RNA. RefSeq names its product component of oligomeric golgi complex 6 (gene COG6). Lineage: Eukaryota; Metazoa; Chordata; Lepidosauria; Squamata; Lacertidae. Gene Ontology annotation, biological process: intra-Golgi vesicle-mediated transport. Gene Ontology annotation, cellular component: COG complex. The record is from RefSeq and is a predicted model, not a curated record.